This is a messenger RNA of Stereum hirsutum FP-91666 SS1, 1822 nucleotides long. RefSeq lists its product as uncharacterized. NCBI's taxonomy places the organism in Eukaryota, Fungi, Basidiomycota, Agaricomycetes, Russulales, Stereaceae. The coding region runs from base 101 to 1675 and encodes 524 amino acids. Gene Ontology annotation, molecular function: NEDD8 activating enzyme activity. Gene Ontology annotation, cellular component: cytoplasm. The transcript has 8 exons. The record is from RefSeq and is a predicted model, not a curated record. Gene Ontology annotation, biological process: protein neddylation.
CGCCGCCUUCACAUCCUGCUUCUACAACUUUGGCUGGCCGUUGUUCGCACGAGUCAUUAACGAUCCCAAUCGACCUACUUGAGUAGCUCAGAAACAAACGAUGGCCCCAGGCGAGUCUCAAGACAUAGAGACGGCCACCACGAACGUGCAGGCGCAGCCAGACAACAAGACGCGUCGAUACGACCGUCAACUUCGUCUAUGGGCUGCAACCGGUCAGGCUGCCCUCGAAUCAUCACGCAUCCUCGUUCUCUCUGCAUCCGCCACUUCAACAUCCAUACUCAAGAACCUUGUUCUACCCGGUAUCGGCCACUUCACCAUCCUUGACCACCAGACCGUCACCCCGGAAGACGCAGGCAAUAACUUCUUCCUCGAAGGCCAUGACAGUGUCGGCAAGUCACGGGCAGAGGAAGCUGUGCGGUUGCUGGGCGAGUUGAACGAUGGUGUGGAGGGGGAGGCUAAUACCGCGGAUUUCGAGGAGUUGCUGAAGAAAGACCCGGACUACUUCACGUCGUUCUCGUUGAUCAUCGCGCACAACAUUCGGAGGGACUUGCUAGAGGACUUGUCGAAGUUAUUGUGGUCGAGUCAGGCACACCCAUCGUUGAUCGUGGUGAGGACGGCUGGAUUCUUGACUGAGUUCUACAUCCAGUACCAUGAGCAUGACGUGAUCGAGAGCCACUCAGAAACAACGCCAUCGCUUCGUAUAGACAAACCUUUCCCUGCACUACUGGAGCACGCGACAUCCAUUGAUUUUGACAAUAUGGAUCCGACUGAGCACGGUCACAUCCCCUACGUCAUUAUUCUCGUCCACGCAAUGGACAAGUGGAAGAAGGUGCACGACGGCAAGCCGCCACAGACAUACGAAGAGAAGAAAGCGUUCAAACAGUCCAUCCUCGCGAUGAAGGUCAAAUCGGACGAAGAAAACUUCGACGAAGCAGAGGCUCAGGCCUACCGCGCCUGGACGUCCACCGGUGUGCCCUCCGAGAUCCAGUCCAUCCUCACCUCCCCCAAGCUCAAUCUCGACAACCUCACCCCGUCUUCCCCAAUCUUUUAUCACCUCCUCUCUGCGCUCAAACAAUUCGCCGCCCAGCCACCCCAUGUACUUCCGCUGUCCAGCACACUCCCGGACAUGAAAUCUGACACAGAGAACUACGUGCAUCUGCAGCGAUUGUACAAGGCGCGUGCAGAGCAUGAAAGGGGUGUGCUCAGGGGCUUGGUGCAGAUCCCGGUCGAGGAUGAGUUGGUGGAUGUAUUCGUAAAGAAUGCUCACGGGCUGAGGGUUCUGCACGGGAGACGGUGGGGAGAAUUUGAUAGCGACCGGGAGGCAAUCGCCAACGCGCUCUCGACGUAUCCUAAAGAGACCGUCACCCACCUCGCUUUCUACGCUCUCGACACCCUUAAAGCCCUUCACCCCGACGCUCCACCGACCGCUGCAAUGCUCCAGGAGCAGAUCAAAGACAUCGUCGGUCCCCAGGUCUCAUUACCGGAAGACGAGCUCGGCAAUGCUCUUGGCGAACUCGCUCGAACCCCCACCGCAGACGUCCCGAACACCGCGGCCUUCGUGGGUGGUCUUGUCGCUCAGGAGGCUAUCAAGAUGAUCACAAAACAAUAUGUGCCGAUUAAUGGGUACUGUGUUGCGGACUUGGUCGACUCAUGGACGGGCGUUGUGGGUCCUUGAGCACGCUUCACCUGAGCACGACCGGCUUCAGAAGCAUGAAGUCUUGGGCUCGCCAUUGAAGCACGUGGAGUAUUAGAGGAAUGUGCAGUUGUGCAUGUAUAUUAUCAUGAGCGGUUGUCGUGAACAAUGUUUUCUUGCUGCUCCUCA